AAUUAGAUUGCAUUAUAUGGGCCAUAAAACAUUUUCAUAUAUACCUUAGUGGAUCCAAGUUUAAAUUAAUUAUAGACCAUGCAGUGUUGAAGUAUUUAAACAAUAUGAAGGAACCAAAAGGGAAAUUAGCUUGUUGGAUUAUGACACUACAGUCUUAUAAUUUCGAAGCAGAACAUAGAUCAGGAAAGAAGCAUCAGAGUGUAGAUACAAUGUCUAGAAUAAAAUGGGAUACUAGGAUUAACUUAGUUAAAUAA
This is a messenger RNA of Entrophospora candida, 254 nucleotides long. The record is from the annotation of a GenBank genome assembly. Lineage: Eukaryota; Fungi; Glomeromycota; Glomeromycetes; Entrophosporales; Entrophosporaceae.